GUGCUAAGUCAGCAAUGUAAGUAUAGAAGUUUAGAAGGAGGUUAGUUAGAGAAGAAUUAUGAUUUUGAGAAUAUCUUGACGUUAUGAAUGAUGUUAUUUAGGAGAGUUGGUCUGGCUUCAUUCAUGCCACAUUUUUCUCGUAAUACUAAACCUUCUGGUGAAAGUUUGCAUUCAAAUUCAAUAGUAUAUUUCUUGCUUUUAAUAAUCCAAGUGAGCUUCAUUAUUAGUAUCUGAAGAUAGAUGUCAAAUCUAAAGCUUAGUGCUAAAAUUUGGAUAAAAUUCAAAAGCUUAUACAACUUUUGGUUAUUCACUAACUUAUAUAAUAACACUCUAACAGGUUUUGCUUAUUAAAUCUUGCCCAUUAAUAAACUCCACUUUGACCAGAAAUGGUGUUGAGUUCUCUUGCUAAUUUUCUAAAUUUGGGCAAUGGAAAUAGUAAGAAAAUUGAUAAUAACACGUAAAGUUUUAUUUUAAUAAAUCUUUGACAUAUUCAUAUCUUUUUAGGGAAAAAAGAUCCUUGGAUGAUGGUUCCACAAUACUCUCUUCAUAAUUUCUGAUUCUGUGAUUAUCCGAAUAGUAACUUAUGAUUACAAGAUAUUUAUUGAACACAAGUUUCUAAAAAUAAGCCAUCCCAACUUGGAUGCUCAACAAAUGGAACUGGAGAAGUGUGAACAGUUAAAGAAUUUCAGACAAGAUCUUCUACAGAAUCAAUAAGAGGGGAUAUCCAAGAGCCCCUUUCAAAAGAAGCCUUUGAAAAGUUCCUAUCUAAUCAAAUUACUAGUGGUUGCCACAUGCAACUUUCUCCGAUGCUUAAUCUCUCGAAGAAGCAGAUGAAGAAAACUGAGAGAGAUUUUACUAAUUCAAACGCAAGGAAAGAUGUUAUUUACAAGGCGAUAUUAAGGUUCUUCAGAAGAAAUUGUCAGAUAGAAAUAAAGCGACUCGAAUGUUCGAUGUGAAGCCACCAACCAGACUCUCUUUGCUGUCAUACAGAGGAGAAAAGUACAGUGUUCUUGAGCUCUGAACUUGGCAUCCCUGUGACUGCUGAGCUGUUAGAGAUCUUUGAAGUAAUCAUAUCGUUUGGCUCCACCACGCUUUCCAGAGAGUCUCCAGUCUAUGAAUUUACUCGCUUGUUUAAAACCUGAAUGGAGAAAUUUAAUCGCAAGAAAUUGCACAAAAUAUUGUCAAAUAAAUAUUUUGCAAUAAUUCUCCUCAAAUUUUGGGAAAGAUCUGAGUUAUUUGAGAAAAUGGUGAGAUGCUUGAACAUGAAGAGGGAACAAGAGAUAAAUGUAGAAGCUCAUAGAUACUAUCUGCAUAAAUUGAUGCGCAGCUGAACAGACACUCUGGAAGUACAGAUAUCAUAACUGUUAAUUCAUAUAAUCCAUUCCAUGCUUAUAAUAGAUUCAAAAUAUUUCAUGCUUACAUUUUCUAAUUUUAUGUGAAAUAAUGCUUCCUUCAGAACUAUAAUUUCUGGAUAUUUUUAGUGAUAUUUCUGAGCGAUAAUAGAAAAUUGUGAGUGAGAGAUAUGCCCAGCAUCGCCUCAUUCUGCACUUUAUAUGCUUUCAUUUUCAACUAAAUGGCAAUAAAAUGAAUGUAAAUCUAUCUUUUCAAUUUGUCGAAAAAUUAUAAUUUGGUGAAAUCUUCCCUCUACUCUAGGUUUUAGAAGGAUUAGGGAACAAGAGAGUUAUAUUAACUACACAAGUCAAGGGUUAUUAUUAUGAAGGAGAUAAAACUCUCACGUAUGCUAUAAAUCUUCAAUAGGCUCAAUAAAACUGAAAUACUUCUAUUUCAGACAACCAUGCUUGCAAUUUUUAAUCAGGAUAGAACGGAAGUAAUUUUAUAUAUUUUUCAAAAAGGGUGAUUAUUAUAAUUUCUUUCCUUGGCUUGAGAAACUCAGGGAGUCUCUCUUUCUUCCUCAUGAACACUUUAAAGCCUUAGGCAUACAUCAGAUUUGACAGGAGAAUUAUUAACUGAGAGUUUUCGAAUAGUGUCGAAAGCUUCAAAAGAUUAUUAUUUCUAAGAGUCCUAGUGUUGCUAGUUAUUGAUGGGUUUGAAAUAGAAGAUAAGAGGAAUGAUCAAGCACACAUCUGAUCUUUGUUUCAUAGUCCUUUGAAAUUUAUUAGGCUAGGGUAAGUAAUACGGCUGAGGUUAGAAGUCUAAGGGGUUAUAAAUAAUUUAUAGUCAUAUUUCUUCUGAAGGAUUUGUAGAUGAUUUAAAUUAAGUAUUCAUAAUUUCUUUGUAUUAAAAAUAUUAUUUAACUUAAAAUUAGAGAAAGAAUGAGUCAUCUUUUUCAAGAAUUCGCCAAGAAAAUAUAGCAUAUUAUAAUUAUUCAAGAAAUCUGAUAAGAAUUGAUCCAUAAAGGGGUAGGAAAAGAUGAUAAAUUCUCUGACUAAAAUUUUUAAAACUGUUGCUACUAAAAAUAACUCUCAUUCAGAUAUUAUUAUUAAAAAGCUCUUUGAUAGCAAAAUUAGGAGGGAGGAUGUCUCAGGGUUUAUUUCAUAUAAUUUAUUGACAUAUCACCAACUUAUGUUAUUCCUCUAAUUGGCCCCAAAUAAACUGUUGAGAAUUUCACUGAGACUCUAUGAAAAUAGUGAGAAAAGAGCCUUAGGACCUCUUCAAUAAACAAGCGGGAGCUCAAAUUUUAGCAUCAUGAGUUCUUGAUAUUAUUAAAGCUGGAUCAGGUUCCUAGUCCAAACUUUUACAUUUAACAGGGAUGCUAACCUAAUUUUUGUGGAAAAUGGCCUUUAAUUAGGAAAAAUAUUAUAUGGAUCUUUCAGUCUUAUUAGGACCAAAGAUUUAGUGCUCCUCUAGUCAUAAGUGAUUUUGGUAUAAAUUUCCCAUGAUUUAUUUGGUAGAUAGGCAGUUUAUUUUUUAAAAAAUUUUAUGAACUUUUCAUGAAAUACUACCGAACAAAUUAUAACCUAAAAAGUAGAUAUUGGCAUGAAAAUGAACAUAAUAAAAGACAUAGCAUUUCAGAUUCUGUGCAAAAUCAGGAGAUCAAUUUUCAUGCAAAUUUUUUAUACUUUUUGUGCUCAAAAAAAAUAUUGUCAAAGAGAAUAACUUCAAAAGAUGGAUAUGAAGAAAACUUUAGUAAUAAAAUUCAAUUGAGAAGCUUAUAAACUUUUAGAUAAAAGAUAUCUGAAUUUUUAAAUAUAAAAAAGUGCAGUUUUGAGAAAAUUAGUGAAAAUUUCAUAUCCAUAUUCUUAAACCUAAGUACUUAUCAGCUCAUUCAGAAACCCGAAGCAAAUAAAGAAGAAAGCUCUAACAAUGAUACUGUGAGGGCAUACAAGUGGCUUAGGAAAUAUUUCGAAUAAAGUUGUAAGAUAAAAUUAUUAGCAUGAUUUCCGACGAGUACAUUUAUUGAUACCCAAUAUCUUCAUGCAAAGAUAAGGACUCAUUCUGCAAAUAAACUAUUCUGAAAGAGUGAUUUUUAAACUUCUUGGAAAAUUUAAAAAUCCUAAGUCCUUACUCAAAUUCAUCAAAAUUAGAUAGCUGCUAAUAAUUAUGACUUUGAGUGACAAUUUAUAAUCAUAUGAUUUCUAAAACUGUGAAUUUUUGAUGUAAUUAUUUUACCAAAAAUUCUUCUUAUAUUUCAGACUCUCCUAAUCCUACUGAAAGAGAUGAAAGCAACCAACCAAAGAAUCGCCUACCAUACCACCUCUAAACUCCUAACCCACGAAUCCAUUCUUUAAAAUCUCUUACCACCUUCAUUCCUCUUACAUUCUAAACCCACUAAUCCCCCAAAACACUCCACCAAGACCUGCCAUCUCCCUUUCAACCUUAUAACCACACACCUCUACAGCUUCAUUUGUUCCCAACUUUGCCGACAACUGUCUUCCUAAACCUCCCAAAAAUGUUGCCUGCAUCACUCAGUCCUUCCUACUGCUAGUAGAAGUCUUGGGCAGAAUUUUUAGCGUCUUAAGGGAUUUUUGGAGAAGUUUUAACAGGUUCUUAAGGCGGCCAUAUUAUUUUAUUUG
This is a messenger RNA of Moneuplotes crassus, 3974 nucleotides long. The record is from the annotation of a GenBank genome assembly. Lineage: Eukaryota; Ciliophora; Spirotrichea; Euplotida; Euplotidae.